Messenger RNA from Mesocestoides corti, 669 nucleotides. The record is from the annotation of a GenBank genome assembly. Lineage: Eukaryota; Metazoa; Platyhelminthes; Cestoda; Cyclophyllidea; Mesocestoididae.
AUGUCAGACUGCAACAUUUUACUACUUUAUAGAGUCUUAGAGCUGUACAGGAUUUUGGACGCUAUUUUCGUAUUCGGUACCUUUAUUGCCGUCAUCUGGUGCUCUGUUGCUAAACUCGAUCCUCUCGUCUCUGAUGUUGUGCUAUUAGCAGGAUUUUUGCGGCUUAUUCGUUUGCCACGACUUUGCUGUGGGCUAACAAGCGUAGAGAGCGCGCAGUAUCGGGCAACAAUCACCUUCUACCAACAAGACGAAUCAUUCCACCAACACAGCUUAAACAUCUUGCAACACAGACUCGAAUUAAGCGAAAUCGAGUUGCAACAGCUACGCCAGUUUGUCCACACAACGCAAGGACCGGGGUCACAGCUAUGCUCUUCUCGAGAUUACAGUGAAGGCAGCGGAACCACCAAGUACUACUGGAAUGGCGCUGAACACGAGACGUUAGGAUUGCGUCUUCAAAAUCUUAGAAAAGUCCCUUUAAGCGAGGAAUUCGAGGGUGAUGGUUUGACCUCGGGUGGGUUUUUUCCUAGAAUGCAAAUACUCCUGCAAUCAAAAGUUCAUAAUUCACCUUUAGACCGAUUUUUUUCUAGGAAUAUCAAAAGAUGUCUUUUUUCAAAACUCAUACAAAUGAUGACUGGACUUCUAUUUAUUUUGGUUAACUACAUAAAAUAA